Molecule: messenger RNA, 741 nt
Organism: Diabrotica virgifera virgifera (western corn rootworm)
Lineage: Eukaryota; Metazoa; Arthropoda; Insecta; Coleoptera; Chrysomelidae
Exons: 1
Coding region: 1-741 (246 amino acids)
Source: RefSeq, a predicted model, not a curated record
AUGACUUCUGCUAAAACCAAUCGCACAUCAAUUAAAUCAAGCCUCACUCGUUUCAGUAACUAUUUUAACUCUAUUAAGGAUUUGGAAUGUGAUGAAAUCGAUCUGUACGAAUUACAACAGCGGUUAAGUAAAGCUGACACGCUGUUGGACGAUUUCAACACAGCCCAAUCAAUUAUUGAAGCAGAAGACAAAAACUAUGACGUUAAUUGUGAUGCUCAUUCUCGCGAGAGGGAGAAAUUUGAAAACGAUUACCACAAAAUCAUUGCUGCCACCAAAAAACUAACCAAUUCCUUCACAAAUACAAAUAAAUUUGACAGCAAUGAUAGUACUAGCUCCACGGAAGAUAACUUCUCAAACAUUCGUUUCCCACAGUUGAAGCUGCCAUCUUUUGACGGUUCAUUUGAUCAGUGGUUUUUCUUUCGGGACCGCUUCACGUCCAUUAUACGCGAAAACUCGUCUAUGUCUAAAGUACAGAAAUUUCACUACCUGCGGCUUUCCCUACAGGGAAAAGCAGCAGACAAGGUCAAAUCGUUCCAAUUGUGUGAGGCGAAUUAUGACAUUGCUUGGAAGCUACUUAAAGAUCGUUUUGAAGACAAAAAAAUUCUUAUUAAAAAUCACAUUAAGGCUCUUUUUGACUUGCCCACUCUAACAAAAGAAUCUUACCACGGCUUAACAUCGAUUCGCGACGGAAUCGAGAAGAACUUGAAUGCAUUGAAUCGAAGUGCUACAACGGCCUACUGA